CAAAUUUUUUCAGAAUGACUCAGAUGUGUUUUGAAAAGACCUACUAUCAUUUAGGACUGAAAACUUAAAUUUAAUGGAGGUAACAAGUGUACACUUCAGUCCAUCAGAGUGUCACAAAUCAAGCAAAUUCAUUUGUGACUUAAAUUACAUGACAUUGAUAUUUAUACUAUUUAGUGGAGAUCAAAUGUAGCCAAUUAACACAGCAUCCAGCAUUGUGUUUGUCUGUGUGUGUGUAUUAAUAAACGCAGCUGUGACUGCAUAAGAGGGUAUCAUAGUAAAAGUGUUCCACCAGCCUGUAGCAGCUUGUAUUUUCUCACCAGCACAGAGAUCAUAUUGAAUAAUCUGAGUCCUUGAAUCAAACUGUCAAACAAAAACACUUGUUGGUGUUCCCAUUCGUUCAGCCAGCUGAAGUUUGGAGACUAUAUAAGACAGACCAACUCUACCACUGUACCUUUGUGAAGACGUGUAACUGGACAAUGAGGGUUGCUGGUUUGCUGUUGUUGCUGCUCGGUCUGUGUGGGUCAGGGGCUCAGGGGGAGGGUGGAGGCCUCGGUGAGGUGGGUGAGAUCAGCCAGUUUCAGAAGACAGCUGCAAGAGAUGCAGUUGAGGAAUCGACCGAGCAAACCACAAAGCAAACCACCCCUGACAUCUGGGUGGAGGUGAGGGCACUGAGAGACAUGGUGGUGGAGCUUAAGGUGGAGCUGAGAAACAUGGAGGCCAGAGUGAAAAAUAGCGAGAACCAGGUGAAUGAACUGAAAGCUGAGCUGAUGGUCACCAAGGUGCACGUGCAGCUGCUGCAGAGAGAGAACUCUGUCCAAGCCACAGAACUGGUAUCUUUGGGAACUAGACUGACUGCCACCGAGAGCAAAACAAGUGACCUAGAAAAGAAGAAUGCAGACUUGCAGACCAGACUGAGUAGCAGUGAGAGUGAACUUCUCGUCAGCAAGUCCAGGAUUGACCAGCUGGAGAGAGGAAAUGCAGAGAAACCAAAGGUGGCCUUUUACACAGCUCUGACUAAUGCAGGAACUGUAGGACCACACAACACAGACAUCACACUGAAAUACAGCAAGGUCUUCACCAACAUUGGCAACGGUUACAAUCCAGCUACAGGUUUCUUCACAGCACCAGUCAAAGGGGUCUACUCUUUCCAGUUCACUAUGUGUGGUCACCACACAGGUCUUGUGGGUAUAUAUGUGUACAAGAACAACCAAAGGAUUAUGUAUAAUGCGGAGUGGAAGGAAGAUGGGGGUCUUAAGCAUAUCACUAACUCUCUUGUCUUGGAGCUGAUAGCAGGAGAUGAAAUUCAUCUGGUUCUCCCAUCAGGUUAUACUCUCUAUGAUGAUGUAAAUAAACACAGCAUCUUCAGUGGCUUCCUUCUCUUCCCACUGUAAGGAUGUUGUUUAGGCUGCUGUGUGACUGAUUAGUCACAAACCCUGUUGUUAUUGGCUACACUGGGAUUCUUUAGAAAAUCCUGAUAUAUCUCAGCACCGCUGCCUCCAAGACAAAUGUCUGUACAUUUACUGCAUGUAUCAAAUAAUGUGAUUCUGAAUCUGACCUCCCUUUAGUGUCAUCACAUGAAAACAACAUUCAAAUAAAUCGAAGAUGCAUUGAA
Siniperca chuatsi (mandarin fish) is the source of this 1612-nucleotide messenger RNA. RefSeq names its product cerebellin-2-like. The coding region runs from base 477 to 1391 and encodes 304 amino acids. The transcript has 5 exons. Gene Ontology annotation, molecular function: protein binding. The record is from RefSeq and is a predicted model, not a curated record. NCBI's taxonomy places the organism in Eukaryota, Metazoa, Chordata, Actinopteri, Centrarchiformes, Sinipercidae.